AGCAAAAAUUAUGGAAAUGGAACAGCGGCAGACGUUUACGGAUGGUCGAUUGGUUCAUCCCGAGGAGUUGAAACAUUUGAUACCGGAAUUUUCUGACGGCCUCGGUAUCAAUAAGUGGAUCAAUACGAUUCGCUACAAUAGCGAAUUAUAUGGAUGGCAGGAUCGCACGAUGCUUUUAUAUGCAGGCAGUCGGUUGACUGGAGCAGCAAGCGAAUGGUACAAUGGCUUCCGUAACACUUUGAAGACAUUCGACGAAUUCGCUGACACAAUUAAAAAGGCUUUUCCUGAUCGCUGUAACGAAGCCGUUAUUCAUAGCCAAUUAGCAUCGGUCUACAAGAAAAUUUCUGAGUCGUACACAAGCUAUGUAUACCGAGUAAAUGCGCUGGGAAUGUCAGGCCACGUGAGUGAGGAGGCUAUCAUAACUUAUGUCAUCAGAGGACUUUCUCGUGACCCUCUCUAUGAUAGCCUUGUGACCAAGGAUUACCGCGAUAUUUACGACCUGAUUGACAACAUUAAGCGAUAUGAAUCCCAUCUUCUGUUGCGCAAAAACCCAGAACGCCGCAGCCCAUCUCACAUCAACACCAUUUCCCCGAGACCGAUUCCACCAAGACAAACGACGACAGAACCUCUUCGAUGUUAUAACUGCUCGAAUCAUGGACAUCAUUCAUCGCAAUGCACACAACCUCGCCGAGCUCCGGGUUCCUGUUUCCGAUGUGGUAGCACAUCACAUGUCAUUCGCAACUGUCCUGUCCCAGAUAGACGUCAACUAACGGUUGCUGCGGUACAGGGCAACGACAAUGAAACAGCGCAUCUAGAUUCUGGGGAAAAUGGAAACUUCGUUCAACUUGAGGCCUAUCAGGAGCUCUAAAAGCUUCAUAAAUGAAGCCAUUGUUCCGGUUACAAAACUAAGCGCUCCCCAACCAAGUGGAUUUCGAGGAAUAGGAAAUGUGAAUUUACAAACUCUUGGAACAGUACAGCUAAAACUUAGUUUUCGUAAUCAAACAUUCAUUCACAAUUUCUAUAUUUUACCAAAAAGCUACAUGUCCCUAUCCAUGAUAGUAGGGAGAGAUUUGUUAUCAGAAUUUAACAUCACACUCGCUCAAUUCCGUAAACAUUACAGCAAACUUAUGCUGAUGAAUUUAAAUAAAGAUAAAAUUCUGAACUUAAAAAAACCGGGU
Anopheles gambiae (African malaria mosquito) is the source of this 1178-nucleotide messenger RNA. RefSeq lists its product as uncharacterized. Gene Ontology annotation, molecular function: translation regulator activity; mRNA binding; zinc ion binding. Gene Ontology annotation, cellular component: cytoplasm. The record is from RefSeq and is a predicted model, not a curated record. The coding region runs from base 11 to 868 and encodes 285 amino acids. Gene Ontology annotation, biological process: positive regulation of cytoplasmic translation. Lineage: Eukaryota; Metazoa; Arthropoda; Insecta; Diptera; Culicidae. The transcript has 2 exons.